This is a messenger RNA of Cokeromyces recurvatus, 762 nucleotides long. RefSeq lists its product as uncharacterized. The record is from RefSeq and is a predicted model, not a curated record. Gene Ontology annotation, molecular function: rRNA small subunit aminocarboxypropyltransferase activity. Lineage: Eukaryota; Fungi; Mucoromycota; Mucoromycetes; Mucorales; Mucoraceae. The coding region runs from base 1 to 762 and encodes 253 amino acids. The transcript is spliced from 4 exons. Gene Ontology annotation, biological process: maturation of SSU-rRNA.
AUGCCAGUUGUCAUGUGGGAUUUCAAACAUUGCGAUCCUAAACGUUGUUCAGGCGUCAAAUUAGCACGUUGUGAUAUGUUAAAAACCUUGAAAUUAAAUCAACGUUUUCGUGGUAUUGUUGCAAGUCCUGUAGGUGAAAAGGCAGUUUCUCCAGCAGAUAGAAAAAUUGUCGAAAUGUAUGGUGCAGGCGUCGUUGAUUGCUCUUGGGCUCGCUUAGAUGAGGUCCCAUUUUCAAAAAUCAGAGGACCUACAGAUCGUCUUUUGCCUUAUUUGAUAGCCACUAAUCCUGUUAAUUAUGGGAAGCCCUGGAAAUUAAACUGUGCUGAAGCCUUGGCUGCUAUUUUUUAUAUUACCGGCUUUCCUGAACAUGGUGAAGAAUUGUUAUCUAAAUUUAAAUGGGGACAUGCGUUCAAAAAAGUAAACGGUGGUUUGCUUGCAAGAUAUGCUAAAUGCAAAGAUUCAACUGAAGUUGUUGCAGUACAAAAUGAAUAUUUAGCCCAACUAGAGAAAGAAGGACGUAAUAAAAAGGAAGACAAGAAUAGUGGUGAUGAAGUAGAAGACGAUGAUGAUGAUGAUGAUGAUGAUGAUGACUUGUUUCAAAAUCAUAAUCGUGAUAAUGCUUUUACUGCAUUUGACGAUGAUAGUAGUGAAGAAGAAGAUAGUAGCGAAGAAGAAGAUAGUGAAGAAGAAGAUGACAGUGACGAUGAUAAUCACAGUCUAGAAGUGAUUCAAGAUAAAUUAGGGAAUACGCAUAUUCAUUAA